AUGUAUUCCACCCAGCCUAACGGCGCUGAGGGUGCGACCAUCAAUCCCGCAACUAUCAACCCUGCUGCUCUCAAUUCUGAAUUAUUGAAUCCAGGGUCCCGAGGUCUCAAGAGAAGUCGUUCUCCGGACUCUUACCACGACGCGCCGUUGUCUGAGAUUCCCGGAGAUGAUGGUGAUUCGAAGCAGCCUAGAAAACGCGGCCGACCGAUGAAAUCGCGAAUUUCUGGUGACCUCCCGGAACCACCGAAUCAGACUCAAAUCCUCCCUCCUCCGCCUCCCGCUCAAAUGUCGCAGUCUAUACCACCACACACUCCUCAAUCUCAGAAUGCCCCGCUACCCGGACAGACCGGGGCUUAUACUCCGGCUCAAGCAUCACCUCCGCCGAAGACUACGCCCACCAAGACCACCUUGAAGGCGCUACCGACCGUGCGCGAUCACACCACGGACCAGCUCGGACCUGGUGGCGAUGAAUACCUGCCGCGCGAAAUUGAUGAUUCUGGCGAGAAGAAGGUUAUGCCCAACGGCCAGCUGCUAGGAGGGCGAGAGUAUCGAUGCCGAACCUUCCUUGUCCCUAAUCGCGGUGAUAAAUUAUUUAUGCUCGCUACGGAAUGCGCAAGAGUUCUAGGGUAUAGAGAUUCUUAUUUGCUCUUCAAUAAGAACCGGUCCCUCUUUAAGAUCAUUGCGAAUCAAGUCGAAAAGGACGAUCUCGUCACACAGGAGAUACUUCCAUUCUCGUACAGGUCGAGGCAGAUAGCUAUAGUCACAGCGCGAUCCAUGUUUCGCCAGUUCGGGAGCAGAGUUAUAGUUAACGGACGGAGAGUACGAGAUGAUUACUGGGAGCAGAAGGCGAGGAAGCAGGGUUUUACGGAGGCUGACCUUGCGGGAGAGAAGAGACCAGGCGCGUCUAAAGCCAGAGAAGCAGCAGCUGAGGCGAAUAGCAGCAUGGCGUCCCUUCCAGGAGCCCCUCACGGUGAGAUUGUAUAUGCGAAUACUCCCCCAUUCGGCGGUGCUCCGCAACCCCUUGUUCAACCAGGUAUGAUGGGACCGCCAGGAAGCUCGACCAGAAUGCCCAUGAUAACAGUAGGACCAGAUCUGAACGAUACAAGGACUCGAGACUACAGCAAUUUCAUCAAAGGUGGCCCUCGACAGGAGAUUACCGGCCCGGCCUACCAGGAUAGGACGCAGUCCAGUCCCAUAUCGGAAAUAAACCAACAGGCACACCAUGCUGCCGAGUUCAAUCGAAGCGUCAACCAACAGCGCGAUAUGCGGACCGACUACAUGAACAACUUAUGGCGGAGACCUCAUGAGCAGCCACCGACUACUCAACCCGUAACGACCGAGCCUUCCCUACCCACGACGCGUCCCGGCCAGUCGCCUCACGCCGCGCCGGCGAGUAUGCAGACGUCUGGCAUCGUACCGAACCAGAGCCCGCAGAUGAUGAUGACCGCGCCUCCUUACUCGCAACCCAUCCACUCUCAGCAGUCGAUUAGCCAACCGCCGAUGCGGGGAAUCCCCCAGCCGUCUUCCCAGAAGCAGUCGAGACCCUCCAACAUCCAGCCUGGUGCUUCCGGCAACAUGUCUCAAGGGGCCCCGGCAUACAACUACGGCUCUUCGAACCAGAUGUGGGGGCCUCCCCAAACACCCCAGACGCCUCAGCAUUAUCAGGGGUAUACAACUCAGUCGCAACAGUCGCCUCACCCUCAGCAGUCGCCAGCUCCGCAGCUGCGUCAUUCAGGAGGCACUCCCCAGAUGCAGCCCAGUACUAUGCAGUACCACGGGAUGCCAGGGAUAGGGCAGAGUUAUCCCAACCCGGGCCAAGGCAUGUAUCCCCCUGAGCAGACACCCAGGCAGUUUAUGCCCCAAAACCCUGGGCCUGGACCAGCCGUGACGUCGGCAUGGAAUACCCCGCAAACUUCAGCUGGCCAGACGUGGUGGGCGAGCCAACCUCAGUGA
This is a messenger RNA of Daldinia loculata, 1953 nucleotides long. RefSeq lists its product as uncharacterized. Gene Ontology annotation, molecular function: chromatin DNA binding. Bases 1 to 1953 code for a protein of 650 amino acids. The transcript has 3 exons. Gene Ontology annotation, cellular component: nucleus. The record is from RefSeq and is a predicted model, not a curated record. NCBI's taxonomy places the organism in Eukaryota, Fungi, Ascomycota, Sordariomycetes, Xylariales, Hypoxylaceae.